Messenger RNA from Paramecium pentaurelia, 971 nucleotides. NCBI's taxonomy places the organism in Eukaryota, Ciliophora, Oligohymenophorea, Peniculida, Parameciidae. The record is from the annotation of a GenBank genome assembly.
UAAUGACAGGUGUAAAUUAACAUUGGACAUGUACCACUUGUUAAGCAGAAUCAAUAUUGUCUCCAUGUGGAGAAUGUACAAACCUCAAUUUAAGAGGAAUUGUAUCUUUAUUAAUUAUUUUUCUAGAAAGAAAAUUCAUGUAAAUGUUAUUCUUGCAAAAUCACUAAUUACUAUUUAGAUUGUAAAUAAUGUCUAACAUGGUAUUCAGUUAAUGAAUCUAAAGAUAAUUUAGAUGGUAAGUUAUUAUCUUGUGUUCUCAGUUGUGAAUAAGUUUAAAUGCUAAAGUAUCUUUCAUAUUUAAAUAUUUAGAUGCACUAACUGUUAAUCAUUAAAGAGAAUUGAUAACUUCAAUAAUGAAAUGAAAAAUUAUUGCAAUUAGUGUAAUAAAUAUUAUUUUAAAUAAAUUUGCUAAUUUUGUAGAGAAGUUUCAACUUUCAAUUAAAAAGAAAGUCAACUCAAAUAAAAAUGUUAAAAUAAGAAAUGUAGCAAAGGUACAUAUUUAAAGACAGGCAAAAUUUAAAAUCAAUAAGUUAUAAUAGGACAAUUUAUUAAAUCAAAUGAAAUCUAAUAAGUUCAACCAUAAAAAUAAUAAUCAACAUCUAAAUAUUUAGAUAAUUUAGAUUUAAUGAAUUUUGAAUAAGAUAAUGAUAAUACUUAAUUUAAUUAAAAUUAGAAUAAUGUUAAUCUUUUAGACAUUGAUUAACAUUUAGACCAAUAACCUCAAAAUGAAAGUUCAAUUUCUAAAUGCUAAAAAUGUUUUGUAUAUAAUUUAUAAAUAUGAUUUAAGAACACUACAGAUGUUAUUAUUACAACUCCUUGUGGACAUAAGGUAACCUGUUACUAGUGUUUAGAAAAUUAAUUGAAUUGUAUUUCUUGUGGUGAACAAAUAUCUAAUAGAAUCAUGAAUACUUUUAAUAGAGAUUUUUAUUAAGAAAUUAAAGAAAGGAUUUUAAUUUACAGAUAAGAGUGAA